Messenger RNA from Cydia amplana, 945 nucleotides. Its product is annotated as pro-resilin-like. The transcript is spliced from 6 exons. NCBI's taxonomy places the organism in Eukaryota, Metazoa, Arthropoda, Insecta, Lepidoptera, Tortricidae. Gene Ontology annotation, cellular component: extracellular matrix. The coding region runs from base 71 to 760 and encodes 229 amino acids. The record is from RefSeq and is a predicted model, not a curated record.
UAAAAGCUUGGGAGAUGGUGACAUUAGCACAUUCGUAGUGACAUCUGUGUUCUGUAAUACUUCAGUAACCAUGAAGACUAUUAUUGCAACAGCCGUUCUGGUCGCCAUCACCUUGGCUGAACCCCCUCCGUCUAAUAGCUACCUCCCUCCCUCCGCCGCAGGCCGCAGCGGUGGCUACCCUAGUGGUGGUCCCCAAGGAUCCGGUGUCAUCGCAGCCAGGAGUGGCCUGGACCAUGGCCACGACCAUGGGCUCCAGGGCAGCCACGGGAGCCAUGGGCAUGCCGCGCAGGGCAAUGGAUUUGCUAGGAGUGGUCUUGGUGGUAUCGGUGGUAUCGGCCAGGGCUCCCACGGCCAUAGACAGCCUCAGGCCAGGUUCGGCCAGGAGCAACAGGGGUAUGACCACAACGCUGCCGCUUUUGGAAGGAACGCUCUGGAGGAGAGCGGGGAGCCGGCCAACUACAACUUCGGGUACAUGGUGAAUGAUUUCGAGGAGGGCACUGAUUUUGGGCACCAUGAGGAGAGGCAGGACGAGAGGGCCGAGGGGGAGUACCAUGUUGUGCUGCCUGAUGGCAGGAAACAGACUGUAAGCUAUGAAGCCGAUGAGCGUGGCUUCAAACCCCACAUUUCCUACGAAGACACCGACGCGUCCGCUCGCUCCGGCGGCUACGACUCGAAUGCCAAUAAUGCGCGCAGCGGCCAUGACAGUUUCGGCAAUGGCGGCCACGGUAACCAUGGCAACGCUCGCUCCAAUGGCUACUGACUAAAUUCAAACCUUAUUGUUAUAAUCUUAGGUCUCAUUUUGCUUUGUAAAAUGGCUUAGUACGAAUUUAUGUUUAAGCGCAAAUGUGAAAAUACAAAAAUAUUAUUCUAUUUGAUUUAUUGUAUUGUUGGCACGAGCUAGCUGUUUUUGUGAAUAGGUAAAUAUAAUUUUAUUUUUUCACUAAA